Pseudocercospora fijiensis CIRAD86 is the source of this 664-nucleotide messenger RNA. RefSeq lists its product as uncharacterized. The transcript is spliced from 2 exons. The record is from RefSeq and is a predicted model, not a curated record. Bases 1 to 411 code for a protein of 136 amino acids. Lineage: Eukaryota; Fungi; Ascomycota; Dothideomycetes; Mycosphaerellales; Mycosphaerellaceae.
AUGCCCCCCACCACCAACUCCCCCCAAUUCACCUUCCAAAUCGUCUCCUGCCUCCUCGCCGCCCUCUCCGAAUCCGGCACCACCUUGGGCGCAAAACACUACAAAAUCAUGGCGCAAAUCGACGGAACGAAGACGGCUUCGGGAUACGAACAUAUGUUUCGCGCGGUGAAAGCGAGGGCCAAAGAGAUAAACGAGGAGAUUGGGAGGGGGGAGAAGGAGAAGAAGGUCGAAGGGGGGAAGAACAAGAGAGGUCGGAAAGUUAAUAAUACCAAGGCCAAGGCUAAGGAGGAGAAUGGAGAUGAUGAUGUUGACGACGAGGAGACGCCGAGGAAGAAGGCUAAGGUCAAGAAGGAGAAAUUGGAGGAGGAGGAGGACGAGGACGAUGACGAUGAUGGACUUGAUGAACUUUGACUUUCGAGGUCUUGGGCUCCUAUCAUACUACGAAGGUGAUAUUCAGAGAGCAAGACUAGAUCUGGUCGAUCUUGAUAGAGAGAGAGAGAGGGAGAGGAAGGGAGCUAAUACAUGCAUGAAUGGUACUGUACGAUAAGGUGAGCGAGUGGCAGGGAAUGACCUACUCAAGCUCAGUGGAAAAGAACUACUACACACAUGCAUGAACUGUACGAUCACUUCGGCAACAAUAAUGAUGAAAACUUCCCAACCCCUU